Messenger RNA from Lymnaea stagnalis (great pond snail), 957 nucleotides. Lineage: Eukaryota; Metazoa; Mollusca; Gastropoda; Lymnaeidae. The record is from the annotation of a GenBank genome assembly.
AAUGGGAUAAACAUCAAAAUAUUCGCUGGCCUUGACCUAAGAAAUUGUGUCAACGUCUCGUUCCUGAUACUGAGCAUAUCCGACUUCGCUUACUUGCUGGUCGAUUACAUCGUAUUCCUAUUAAACAUUCUUAUGGUGGAGGGAUAUAGACUUUCUGUUGAGCCGAUCUCUUUCAUAAUUUACUUCCUGACGUUCAACCGAUUGUUUUACGACCUGUCCAACACAGUCACCUGCUUCAUCGCGGUCACCAGGUGCUGCUGUAUCGUUUUUCCUUUCAGAUUUAAAACCGUGUUCACCAGGUCAAGGACGCUCACGAUAAUAGGGAUAAUCUACAUUCUCUUUCUAUCCGAAUACAUGCCCCUGAUUGCUUACGUUGGACUUGACGGUGUGUACAACGCAGUCUUGAACAUGACCCAGACAGGUAUACGCUAUCCACCGAGUCGACUGGCCAUGGUCAGGGUGAUCUCGGACAUCUUGAAUAAAAACACACUUCUCUUAGCCACCUUUUCAGUUUCACUGCUCUGCUUGGUCGUCAUUAGAAAUGCUUUAAGUUCUGCAUCGAAAUUUCAAAGUUCUUUGGUAACGCAGUCAUUAAACGUCCCAGAAUUGUCAAAGUCGGUACAUAAUUCCACUGGGGAUCCCGGAAGAGGUCUCAAAAGUCCAAAAUUAUUGCAGUCCUCCUCUGAGCUCCGAGUCAUCAAGGGCGUGUCUAUAGUUUUGAUCAUGUCCAUGUUAAGUCACAUCCCGCAAAUGUGUCUCUGCUAUGGCAAGUUGAUUGUUCCAGAGUUGAGCUAUGGGCUGCGCUAUGGCAACUGGUACGUCCUGAUCAACGCCAUCGCCAUGUUUGUCGUUGAAGUGAACACAUCGGCCAAGUGUUUUGUGUAUUACAGAUUUAACGGUCGUUACAGAGAGCGACUCAAAUCCUGGUUUAAAUUGUGGUCGAAAAUGAAGAAAUGA